This is a messenger RNA of Loxodonta africana (African savanna elephant), 943 nucleotides long. It is a transcript of the gene PTGES3L, whose product is annotated as prostaglandin E synthase 3 like. The transcript is spliced from 7 exons. The record is from RefSeq and is a predicted model, not a curated record. The coding region runs from base 1 to 657 and encodes 218 amino acids. Gene Ontology annotation, cellular component: nucleus; cytosol. Gene Ontology annotation, biological process: protein folding; chaperone-mediated protein complex assembly. NCBI's taxonomy places the organism in Eukaryota, Metazoa, Chordata, Mammalia, Proboscidea, Elephantidae. Gene Ontology annotation, molecular function: Hsp90 protein binding; protein-folding chaperone binding.
AUGGCAAGAACUGGCAUCGAACGUGCCUAUAUUUUCCCCUCCACCGCCUUUUCCAAAUGCCCUCAGUCUUCCCUCUCUCACCCCUAUGAAGCCCCAUCUCCACUCCUAUCCAGGCAGCAUGCCCGGACCCUGUGGUAUGACAGGCCUAAGUAUGUGUUCAUGGAGUUUUGCGUUGAGGACAACACCGAUGCCCAUGUGCUCAUCGAGGACCACCGCAUUGUGUUCAGCUGCAAGAAUGCCGAUGGAGUGGAGUUGUACAACGAGAUAGAGUUCUAUGCCAAGGUGAACUCUAAGGACUCCCGGGAUAAGCGCUCUAGCCGCUCCGUUACUUGUUUUGUAAGGAAGUGGAAGGAGAAUGUGGCCUGGCCCCGGCUUACAAAGGAGGAUAUCAAGCCAGUGUGGCUGUCUGUGGACUUUGAUAACUGGAGAGAUUGGGAAGGGGAUGAAGAGGUAGAGCUGGCUCAUGUGGAACAUUACGCGGAGCUUUUGAAGAAGGUCAGCACAAAAGGACCUCCCCCUGCCAUGGAUGACCUGGACGCACUUGACUACGGCUACUGCAUCAGAUGGUGGGACGGAGAAGGAGACUGGUGGGGCUCCAGACUUCUCAAUGAUUGGCUUGCAAUCUCUGCGUUUGGGCCACUCUUCAGAGUGCUCUAGAGUAUUUGAAUAUGUGUGUCUGUGUGGCAGCAUGAAAGCCAAAGAAGCAUAUAAUUAUAAUAAAUCUCUAGGAAUUGUUCUGUCUCUUUCCUUCUUGUACUUCUUCCUCCUGGAGUCAAGCUAUUACCAGAAUAAGGUUCUUGCCUCUCACUGGUCAAGAAUGAGCAGGUAAGGCUCGUAGUUUUCCACACAAGCAAAGCUUUAUUGAAGAGGCUUGCAAGCGAAGAUGAGGAGGGCCUAGAGCAACACUUACCCUCAUCUCGCAGAACAAAAGACAGGCUCUAGA